GGUGUUGACCGCGUCGGGCAAGGACUUGCUGAAAGGCAUCAGUUAUGGACCUUCCCCAUUGAAGGCUGCCGGAAAGCUUCCCAACGAUGACUUUAUGUCCGACUCGGCCAAGGCUCAGUGGAGCACAUCUGGACGUGGAGAUCUGGCCAUUAUGAAGAAGCUGGGGGCCAACGCGGUGCGACUGUAUGGGAACGACCCUCAGGAGGACCACUCAGCUUUCCUGGAUGAAGCCCAGAAGCAGGGCCUACAGGUGAUUCCCGGGAUGAGUGAUUAUCCCUAUACUCAGAUGCCUGGAAAUUGCCAGUCGACGGAUUACAACUGCUACUCUCAGAUCAAGGAGCAGUACAAGAGCAAUCUGCAAAAAGGCUUCCUCGACAAGGAUGGUGCUUACCAUCCUGCCUUAAAGACCGUUAUUGUGAUCAAUGAGCCGGAUCUCAAAAUUCCCGGAGAAUCCAAGCCAACCGAGUUCAGCAGGGCAAUCGUGAGUGCCAUUGAUGGCAUGCUGGAUGCCGAGAAGGAAGCUGGUGCCAAGUCAAACCUUGUCAAUUUCACCGCCACCUUCUCCUUUGGUGUGUGCACCGCCUGCAAGGGCUCGAAGAACAAGCCCUCCCUGGGCCAGAUGCUGGAGCUGCAGCGUGCCAUGGAGAAUCCCGAGGCCUAUGGGUACAAAGCGAAGAACGAUCUGGCAAAAGUGUACCAGACCAGGUUCACUAACAGCUUCAACACAAACAACCCUGCCACUGACAUUCAGCCGCUGUUCCUCAAUGACUACGAGGCUAACUUCAAGAGCACGCCCGUCUUCAUUGGUGAGUACCACUCCACAAUGGUGAGCAUUGGAAAGGACUUGACAACUAUUCUGGAGGUAGCCGACAAAUCAUCCAGCCUGGUGGGGAUCAGCUUCUUCGAGUAUCAGGUCCGUUAUGACAAGGGCGGCUCAGAGAUGAGCUUCGGCAUGUUUGGCCUGGGGGCGCAGAAGAUCGCCAGCAUGAACUUCUUCGGCGUGCCGUUUCCUGUGUGGUGCCUGACCGAAGUUGCGGACAAAAAGUCCUCUGGUACAACGGUCGUCGACGAGUUGGCCAAGGCAUUUGGAGGAGCUGGAAUCGAUGCAAACGAGCUUUGCGUGAUUGACCCGCAGAAGGUUCCCUUGUCCGAGGACGGCUACCAGGCGGUGCUGUCCCUGAAGAAUGUGGAUAAAAUGGCUGCUUUCGUGUCUCGAGUGGUGGAUCACAUGGGAGGAUCCGUGUCGGACAAGAAGAGUCUGGAGGAUUUCGCAGCCAAGUACACGGGCAAGACGCAGCUGAGGAGUGAGGUGGAGCGCAUGUUGGCCGGCCUCAGCUUUGCCCAAAUGGCAUCCGAGCUUGGCCAGCACCCAUUCUGGGUGGUUUGGGAUGCCAUGGCCGCCUGCGUGGCUGAUCGAGACUCUGAUGAGGGGAGUGUGGGACAGGCAGUGGGCUAUGCGUGCGGAAAGCUGAAGUCGUUCAACUGCUCGAAUCUGCCAACGUUCUGUGCCAAGGACAUCUGGGCAAAAGCGGAUUAUGUGCUGAGCCUGUUCUAUAUGCAGGUGAACAGUACUCAGCCGCUUCGGGAUUGCAACUUUGAUGGAGCAGCCAUGUUUGCUCCUGCUGCGACUUAUAGAAGCCACGACACGACCUGCAUUGUCACCAAGGACGCAUCCACAACUGCUUUGUCAGAGGAAGGAUAUCAGACCACACUGGCGGGCCAUGAUUCCAGCAAGGUGGCCACCUUCAUCCAGCGCGAAGUGCAGAAUCUUAACAUGGAGGUUACUGAUGGAUCAGGGCUUCAGUCCUUUGCCAAGUCACCUCCAGCAAACUUCGAGCAACUAAAGGACAGCUCUCCAGUGUCCCAUGGGUCUGCGGCGGUUCAUCUGGAAAAAACUGUCCGGCCCAGAACGGCGGCCUCUCAGGUGUUGAGAUAG
This is a messenger RNA of Effrenium voratum, 1936 nucleotides long. The record is from the annotation of a GenBank genome assembly. NCBI's taxonomy places the organism in Eukaryota, Dinophyceae, Suessiales, Symbiodiniaceae.